UUUGAAUUGUAAGAUGCGCGCGCACUUUUAGGGUUAGGUUAAACUUAUGACGUGCGCGAUACGUAUAAUAUAGCUGUGCGUCUCUAACGUUAAUUAUUGUCUUAUUAUUGCUUUCGGGCGUCGACAAAAAUUUUUCUUUUAUCUUGAUCACGUUUUGUUAUAAAACACGAAAGUAUGAAUUGACAAUUGAUCGUGAUUUUAUUCUGAAACUUUUAUUCAUGAACGAAAAGUAACAGUACAUGAACUGCAAGUUUGUGCGUCAGCUUUGAGUUCAUUAGCCAGUUUUGAGAAGUGCAACUAUUCACAUUUAUGCUUCAUGCAGUUUAAAAAAGGACUGUUUAGACAAACUGUUGCGCUGCUUAUUUACCACAAUGUCUAUACGUCGAAAAACUGAUCCGUUCAUGACACAACGAAUAUGGGAUGCCAUAAAAAUAACUGUACAUCAGAGAAGUUUACCUAGUAAUGAACGUAUGGUACGACACCUAGCUCGGGUUUAUGGAAUUACUGAACAAGAAGCUCAGGAAGAAUUAAACAAAGCAGUCGGCGAUGGACUUGUACAUUUAAAGAAAGUACCAACCAAGAAUGGUAUAGAACAAGAAAGUUAUAAACUACCAACAGAUAUCACAUUUAACGAUGGUCAUGACUGGUACUGUUGUAAAUGUCAGAGGGCAGGAACAAUGGAAUGCUGUCAACAGUGUUACAGAGUUUACCACUCUGAAUGCUAUGUGCCUAGUAACGUUAAAUUAAAAAUAUGUAAUUUCUGCGAAAGUAUAAAUAACGACACAUACUCGGACAAAGUUGAUCUCAACCACAUUCUAAGCUUCACUUGUGGACAUUUGAAAGCAAAAUUGCCACCAGAAAUUACAAAUCGCACUAUUGUUUUUAACAACGAUCCUAUUACACCAAUUAAUAAACAUUCAGGACCAACAUGGAUCAGCGAAGGUGAAGAUGCAUGGCGACCAGGUGUUCUUAUAAAACACCAUAUGGACCUGGCAAUAAUGGAUUCAAAAAUUAAAAAAAAUGAAUAUACUACUCUUGCUGAAUUUGAAGCUGAUGCACAUAAUAUUUUGCACAAUAUUAUUGUGUAUCAUGGGGCUCACAGUGUAAUUGGAGAAAUGGGUCUCACGAUGUAUCAAGAUUGCUGUUACGACCUUCAAGAAAUACGACGUUGUGCUGAUUGUUAUAGAAUAUCGAAUGAAAAGUCUGAGAAAAUGUGGUUUUGUAUACCUUGUAAUCCACCUCAUCAGUUAGUGUAUGCAAAGCAAAAGGGAUACCCAUACUGGCCAGCGAAAGUAAUGCAAGUUAAUGGCAACAUUUAUGAUGUCCGGUUUUUCGGAGGUCAUCACAUGCGUGCCAACAUCGAAAAAGUUUUCAUUCGUCCGAUUACUGCAAGUCUGCAAAGUUUACAGCCUUCGGAAAAAGGAAAGUGGAAAGAAAUGAAGAUAAAAAGAUCCACUGCUUGGAACAGAGCAUUUGAAGAACUGAAGCAUCAUCAAAAUUUGCUGCAAAAGUUGGGCAAGAGCAUCGGGGAAUUGGACAUCAGCGACGAUAAUGAGGGUCCAAAACCGACAAAAAUCCGAAAUAUUUCAUCAGAUUCGAAAAAUACGGCGAACAAUUCUAAUCCUGCGAUACAAGUUUUUAAGGACUUAAGAGUUAAAGUUGAACGUCUCAGCUCGGACGGUCACAGUGGUCUGCCAUCAAUUCAAGAGGAAAAAGAUAAUGAAGACAAAUCGGCAGUAAGUAAAGCUGGCAGCGAAGAAAGACAAGUACCGUGCUUGCCCGUGGCAGAAGAUGAACCUGCAAGAGAAAUAUCUAGUACCUGUCCUCAAGGUUUGAAGAAAGAAGGCUCACAAGAGGAUAUGGUUACGUCCAGUUCUCAAGAACCAAGAUCCAAGUGUGUUCUUGUCCAAACGGAACAAAUACAAACAGAAGCAAUACCUGCAAAGAUAAAAAGGGAACGCAGAACUUCUGAACAACCUACUACGACAGCAUUAGAAAAAUUACGUCGUGAAUUAGAACUUGAGAAAUGUAAAGAAUUAGAAGAAUUACAAGCUGAACACGCUAAAGAAUUACGACAACUGACAGAUAGACAUCAACAAAUUAUAUCAGAAAUAAAAAAGAAACAAUGGUGUUAUAACUGUGAAGCUGAAGCAAUAUACCACUGCUGUUGGAAUACUGCAUACUGCAGUACUGAUUGCCAACAAGUUCACUGGCAACGUGAACAUAAAAGAGUUUGCAGACGUAAACGCUAAUUAAUAAUGGAUGCAAUAAAUAUUCUCAUCAACUAAUGAGUUUAUGGAAAAAAAAAUUAAAACAAUUACUGUGUUUGUAAAAAGAAAAUACUUUGUAGAAGCACAUUAAUAUAUUCUUGACACCAAUUUGACACGUCUUU
Messenger RNA from Colletes gigas, 2392 nucleotides. Its product is annotated as zinc finger MYND domain-containing protein 11. Lineage: Eukaryota; Metazoa; Arthropoda; Insecta; Hymenoptera; Colletidae. The coding region runs from base 372 to 2252 and encodes 626 amino acids. The record is from RefSeq and is a predicted model, not a curated record. The transcript has 9 exons. Gene Ontology annotation, biological process: regulation of transcription elongation by RNA polymerase II. Gene Ontology annotation, molecular function: transcription corepressor activity; protein binding.